This is a messenger RNA of Nasonia vitripennis (jewel wasp), 5640 nucleotides long. RefSeq names its product SLIT-ROBO Rho GTPase-activating protein 1. Lineage: Eukaryota; Metazoa; Arthropoda; Insecta; Hymenoptera; Pteromalidae. Gene Ontology annotation, biological process: negative regulation of cell migration; signal transduction. Gene Ontology annotation, molecular function: protein binding. Gene Ontology annotation, cellular component: cytoplasm. The record is from RefSeq and is a predicted model, not a curated record. The coding region runs from base 704 to 4597 and encodes 1297 amino acids. The transcript has 13 exons.
CUACAGCAGUGCUUCUUUGGACUCUUUGGAGCUCAGUGCUCUCGUGCGCCACUCUCCUUAGCUGCUGCUUGCAUAUACUCCGCCGUCUUGUUAGGGAAAAACCAAGUGAAAAGCGGAAGGAGCAGAGAGAGAGAGAGAGAGAGAGAGAGAGAGAGAGAGCAACUCGUUGCUUGGCGACCGCGGCCAGUUCGAUCCCCGGCAGCAGCCACCCGCGAUCUCUCGUUUCGCGCGCGCGCGCGCGCGCGUGUGUGUGUGUGUGUGUGCGUGCGUGCGCGGAGAGAACCCUGCUCCUGUGUGCAGUAGCCUGCCGUGCGCAGGAUCAAGGAGUAGCAGUCGCGGCAGUGCACCGAUCCUGUGCAUGCAAGCAUUGGGAACCGAGUAGUCGUCCCUUCUUCCGCCAUUUCCGGGAGUCGCAGCCAGAAAGUCGCUGCCAGUCCACGCAGACAUGUAGUGACAACACCGCCCGUCGCCGUCUGAGUGCAUGCUGUUUGUGCUGCGAGUGUGCAGCAUGCAGCCAGCGCUCUACGCAGAGCCGCUGCUCCACCAAGACGCUGUUGCAGCAACUUUCGAUCCGCGUCGUCGACGUCGUCGCUGACAUCAGUCUGCUGCAGGAAUCGAUCAUCCGAGAAUCUCCUCUCGCCUCGCUCUUCUUCCACUUGUUCGUUCUAACAGUAAUCGCAGCAUCGCGCAGCUCGGCAUCGCCAUGUUUCAGUGCAUAAUCCAACAGAGGAACGGAUGGAUCCAUCCGGCGAGCGCCGACACCAAGGACGUCUUCCCAGACAUAAGGCUACAGCUGAACGAGCAGCUGCGAUGCCUGGACGUGCGCAUGGAGGCGCAGGUCGCACUGGUCGCCGAGCUUCAGGACUUCUUCCGGCGGCGAGCCGAGCUCGAGCUCGACUACAGCAAGUCGCUCGACAAGAUGGCUAAGAGCAUCCAGAUGAGGCACAAGGAGCAGCGGCAAAAGUAUAUACAUAACCAAUCGAGGGAGCAGUGGCCGCUCUUCUCGUCGUACGCCUGCUGGCAGCAGCUCGUCAACGAGACCAAGUCCCUCAGCCGCGACCACGCCGCCCUCUCCGAGGUCUACAGCACCCACCUCGUCGCCCGCCUCAACCAGGUCAUGGAGGACGUCCAGCGCAUCUACAGGCGCUGUCGCGAGAUCGGCUACGAGACGCACGAGGAGAUUUUGCGGGUGCUGCACGAGCUCCACACGACCAUGAAGACCUACCAGGCGUAUCAGGCCGAGUCGCGGCAAGCCGAGACCAAGCUCCGCGUGGCCGAGCAGCAGCGCACCAAGCUCGAGGUGGCCAAUGCCCCGCCGGAGAAGCUGGCCCGCAGCAAAAAGUACAAGCUCAUCGAGAAGGAGGUCAACAAGAGGAAGAGCAAAUACACCGAAGCCAAGCUGAAGGCGCUCAAGGCCAGAAACGAGUACAUCCUCUGCCUCGAAGCUUCCAACACGACGAUACACAAAUACUUCGUCGACGACCUGUCCGAUCUCAUUGACUGCAUGGAUUUUGGCUUUCACAACUGUAUCGCUCGGGCGCUGCUGAUGCACUGCAGCGCGGAGGAGGGGAGGCAGCGCUCGCUCCAAUCGGGGGCAGAACAGCUGGCCGCCUGCGUCGGCUCGUUGGACUCGCGGGCCGAUAAGCAAAGGUUCCUCGAGUCGCAUCACGCGGCCUUCAUGAUCCCGAAGAAAUUCGAAUUCCAGGGUCAGAGGGGAGACGACGCUCCAGAACCGGAGCUGCAAAAGGUGCUGCACAGCGAGAUGGAGCAGAGGCUCCAGCAGCUCCAGCAGAGAGUCACCUCGCUGAGAACCGAGUCCGAGGAGGUCUGGAAGACCCUCGAGACAGCCGAAGCGAGCCUCCUCGAGAUGCUCACGGCCAAGGAUUACGACUGCUCGAGGUAUUUCGGAGAGAACGCGAUGCCCACGUCCAAGCCGCCCGAGACUGUGCAGAUCAAGCUCAGGGCCGACAGACAGGAGACUGAAGAAUUCUACCUCACGAAAUUUCGGGAAUACCUUCUGGGUACAUCCAGGAUAGCGCGAUUGGACGCCAAGCAAGAGUACAUUCGUCAGAGCUUGUUGGUUGGCUCCAACUCCAGUCCGAAUCCCUCGAUUACGACGACGAAGCAGAAGCAGGCACGCCGGAAACGAAUCGGCCGGCUGCAAAUGAACGGCCAACCCAAGCUGUUUGGCGGCUCGCUCGAGGAGUACUUGGAGAGCACGAAUCAGGAAAUUCCGCUAAUCAUGAAGAGUUGCAUAAGGGUGAUCAAUCUCUACGGCCUGCAUCACCAGGGCAUAUUCAGAGUGUCGGGCUCGCAGGUCGAAAUCAAUAACUUUAGAGAGUGGUUUGAGAGGGGCGAGGAUCCCCUGGCCGACAUGACCGACGCUUCCGACAUAAAUAGCGUGGCCGGCGUUUUAAAGUUGUAUCUCAGAGAGCUGAGGGAGCCCAUCUUCCCCAUCAUUUACUUUGAACAGCUCAUGGAACUUGCCCAACUCGACUCGAAGCAGGAAUUCGUCACCCGGAUGAAACAGGUUGUCUCCAGUCUUCCAAGGCCGGUAGUUGUAGUCAUGCGAUACCUCUUCGCUUUUCUCAAUCACCUUUCCGAAUUCUCCGAUGAAAACAUGAUGGACCCGUACAAUUUAGCCAUUUGUUUUGGACCAACGUUAGUUCCCGUUCCCGAGGACAAGGACCAAGUUCAAUAUCAAAACCAAGUCAACGAAUUAAUUAAAAACAUAAUCACCCUUUGUGAGGACAUUUUCCCCGACGAUAUUGGAGGCAUCCAAUAUGAAAAAUACAUCAGCAGAGAACCUGAUGACGUAGAUGUUGGCGAUUCGCCAACGGAUCAGGUGCAAGAAGACAUGGAUUCCGAAGUCUAUCCAUCCGAAGACGAAUCUGAAAACUUGGAAGCUACGGCGCAGUUUGAUUUUAACGCUCGAUCCGAAAGAGAGCUUAGUUUUAAGAAAGGCGACACGCUGACGUUAUACACGCAAGUGAGCAACGAUUGGUGGCGAGGUGCUGUCGCGGGUAGAGAGGGUCUCAUCCCCGACAAGUACAUAAUGCUCAAAAUAAAAGAUGAGGAGCGCGACAAAGACUUGAAAUCAUCGUCAAGCGAAGAAUCGAUGAGGAGGCGGGCAUCGAGCUCAGCCGAUAGCAUUUUAUCGAGUAACAAUUCACCUCUGAUGGGGGGACCUGCUUCAAGCAGUAACUGCACGAGCAUUUGGCCAGCAGUCGUCGCUUGUGAAGCGGCGAUGACUGCGAAUAUGAUGUCGUCGGAAAGCUCGAACGCAAGUUCUAUCAUACCCUGCGUUGCGUCGUCAUCGUCGUCAUCGCAGCAGCAGCAGCAGCAGCAGCAGCAGCAGCAGCAGCAGCAGCAGCAGCAGCAGCAGCCCAUCAUUAGCCGUGAGGAUGGACAGUCGACGCUGCCGACGAGUACGACGACGAGCAGUAGUAGUAAUAGUAGAGCAAAAGAGAUCCAGCAGAGUUCCGAAGCAGCCGCAGUAGCCGAUGGCCCUGGCUGCCAGCUGGACUUGUGCAAACCGCCGGCGGAGAAUAACGAAGAAAUCGGCGACGACGAAUCCGGCGAGAAGCUUGCGGCCAUCGUCCAAGUCGAUUCGAAACGGGGUGCAGCGAGAAAGCAGCAUUGGAAGUCCCAGAGCCUCGGAGAGACCACUGUCGCCGGAGCGACGACGGUGGCCCAGCUCCAGUCCAACCCGAGCGGCACCGGCCAGGAGGAGGAGUUGCAGGAGCACACGACCUUCUCCGCAAAUCGCGAGCUCUGGCAGAGGCGGGCCGCGUCGCAGUCCCAGCUGCUGAACCCGCCAACCAUCAGCCCGGCGCCAAAGAACUUUCGCGCCUCCCAGGAGUUCCGCGAGAUGCGCCAGAAGCACACUCCCGACCUCGUGAUGGACCUGCCCCUCUCGGUCCAGCAGCAGGAUCCUGCGAAAAAGUCCGCCUCGACGAGCAGCCUCAGCAGCAGCAGCAGCAGCAGCAGCAGCAGCUCCGAUGAGGAGAGCCCGGGUCUGCGAACUCGUUCGAGCGAAUCGGCUCUGUCCCUGCAUCAUCAUCAUCAUCAUCCUCAUCAUCACUGCGCCGCCGGUCCGGAGUCUCCGGACAUGAGCACCGCGGCCGAGCGCUUUGCCAAGCAGAACCAGUGCACGCUGAAAAAGAACACUAAGAGCGCGACCGAGAACGCGGCCUGCAACAAGCAGCACGAGCCCGAGAGCGAGAACGAUGGCGCGGAGAUCGUGCGCUCGGCAAGCUCGCAUCAGAUGUCCCACGAGAACCUCGUGCGAUCGCCCAUACCCUCGAGGUCGACGCCCAAAAUCGUUGCCAAGUUCGCGGACAUGCACCUGACCGGUGGCAGUCAGCAGCUGCAGGUCUCCUCGUCGUCGUCCUCCUCCUCCUCCUCCUCCUCCUCCUCCUCACCCUCACCCUCGGCUUCGUCAUCCUCCUCGUCGUUCAAACCGCAGGUCAAGGCCAAGCCGGCGAUCCUGCGCAAGCCCGUCCAGCUGCCAUAUCCGCAUCCCCAGCACAUGAGUCCCGAGUUGGCCCGGAAGAUUGAGAAGCAGGCGGCUCAGAGCGCGGAGCAAGCCAACUAAGCCUCCAAUUUACGUCCCAUCGAGUGUGGAAAUAUUUUUUCUUCUUAAAUUAUUUUUUUACGCGUCAAGCGAGAACAGCAGUUAGAUAAUAUGUAUAGGCUGCUUUAUGCCCAGAGGAAUUUUAUAAAUAAUAUUAAUAAUUUGUCGACAUAUACAUCACAUUGCAAUAUACAUGUUCAAUGUUCCUUUGGUGGAGUUAUAGUAGAAGACUGUAGUAUGCUAAUACCGUGCAUUCAAACUUGCAUGUAAUCAUGUCAUGUUUCGUGGUUAUUUCUCAUCGACUGAAUUUUUGGUAAUCCCCCCAAUAAGCGACGUUCGAUACGUAACGUGUGUGUUUGUAUGAGUGCGUGUGUGCGUGUGUGUUUAUAUAUAUAUAUAUAUAUAUAUAUAUAUAGAUAUGUGUGUGUGUAAAAACACACACGCACAUAUAUUUAAUGGAACAAAUGUACAAUAACGCGACCACAAGUACCGCGGACAUUAUAGAUUGUAACCGAUGAGCUUCGUUAUACUAGAAUACGACAAAGAGCAUUGUAGCUACUCGAGUAUACUCAUGCCUUUUUUAUCAGCAUAUACAUAUUCUUUGAAAAAAUAUAUUCUUCGAAUUCACGAUCAAAGAAACUAUCAAUAAUGCGAUAGCUUUAUUAUUAUAAUACUCCUAGUUUAUAUGUAUAACCGAAAUUGCGAUUACUCAUAAAAUAAUGCAGAUACGCGUGUCGUAAUAAUGCCAAAGUUAAGACGAGCUGACUCCUUUUGUAACAUAUUUUUUAACUAUAAUUCAACCUUUAUUCGGUUUUUUUUUUUAUUAAAAUAUUAUACCUGUAUAGUAAUUUUCUACCUACGAAUUAUAAUGUUAAGAUUACUUUUUAAAUUAUAUAAUUACUAUAGUUGUAAAUUUAAAAUAAUGAAUUAGUUUAGUUAUAAUUUUUAUGAAAAUAAUAAUGACAAAUUAAAACUCCUCCAGCUCCUUGGACAUAAGUGAUGAAAAUCCACAAACGUCAGGCUGUAUAACUAUAAUUACAAUAAAUAAUCAAAUGUAAUGUCUA